Molecule: messenger RNA, 1764 nt
Organism: Sporothrix brasiliensis 5110
Lineage: Eukaryota; Fungi; Ascomycota; Sordariomycetes; Ophiostomatales; Ophiostomataceae
Product: efflux pump antibiotic resistance protein
Exons: 2
Coding region: 1-1764 (587 amino acids)
Biological process (GO): transmembrane transport
Molecular function (GO): transmembrane transporter activity
Source: RefSeq, a predicted model, not a curated record
AUGUCUUCACCAUCCAGUGCCCUGGCCGUGCCGGCCACGGCGCACAGCGCCAACCAGAUUGCCUCGUCGCAGGCCUCGUACACGUCGGUCGACGCAGAGAAGACGGACGUCGAGCAGGGCGACGUCACGGACCUCGAAAAGGACCGCCGCGGCGACAGCGGCGAUGUCGACGUUGAGGCGACGGCCGAGACCAAGGAGGCGCAGGCCGCCGCCAACAGCGCGGAAGAGGACGACUACCCGCACGGCGCCAAGCUGGGCUUCAUCGUCCUCGCCCUUGCUCUGAGUAUUUUCCUCAUGUCUUUGGACUUUACCAUUGUUGCUACUGCGAUUCCCAAGAUCACGGACCAGUUCCACGGCCUCAACGACGUGGCCUGGUACGGCUCUGCCUUCUUCCUGACGGUCGGUGGUUUCCAGUCCACGUGGGGCAAGGCGUUCAAGUACUUCUCGCUCAAGUACACGUACCUCGCGUCCAUUGCCGUCUUUGAGCUGGGCUCGCUGAUCUGCGGUGUGGCGCCCAACUCCAAGGCUCUUAUUAUCGGCCGUGCCAUUGCUGGCCUCGGCGCUGCGGGCAUCGGCUCCGGCUCGUACACCGUCAUUGCCGUGACGGCCCCGCCCCGCAAGCGCGCCAUGUUCACCGGCCUCAUCGGCGCCGCCUACGGCAUUGCCUCGGUCAUCGGCCCCCUGAUUGGCGGCGCCUUCACCGACAAGGUCACGUGGCGCUGGUGCUUCUACAUCAACCUGCCCAUUGGCGGCGUCUCGGGCCUGAUCAUCCUGUUUUUGUUUACGACGCCCUCGCGCGCGAAGCCCGUCGAGGCGCCCCUGCGCGAGAAGCUGCUGCAGAUGGACCCCGUCGGCACCGUGCUGGUCAUGGGCGGCGUCAUCUCGUACGUCCUGGCGCUGCAGUACGGCGGCCAGACGGCGCCCUGGAAGUCGGGCAAGGUCAUCGGCCCGCUCGUCGCCUUCGUCGUCAUCACCGUCAUCUUUGGCUUCUGGGAGCGCUACAACGGCGAGCGCGCCAUGAUUGUGCCGCGCCUCAUUGCCAGCCGCAACGUGUGGCCCAACGCCGUCUUCGCCUUCUUCUUCGCCUCGUCCUACUUUACCCUCAUCUACUACCUGCCCAUCUACUUCCAGAGCAUCGACAACGUCAGCCCCACGGCGUCUGGCGUGCGCAACCUGCCGCUGAUUAUCGCCGUCACCAUCGGCACCGUUGUGUCGGGCGGCAUCAUUUCCAAGACGGGCAUCGCCACGCCCUUCUUGCCGCCCAUGACCGCCAUCGCCGUCGUCGGCACCGGCCUGCUGUACACCCUGGACAUUGGCACCGGCAGCGGCAAGUGGAUCGGCUACCAGGUCCUGGCCGGCCUCGGCUACGGCUACACCUUCCAGAUCCCCAUGAUCUACGGCCAGGCCACCGCCAAGAACGAGGACCUGGCGCCCACGACCGCCCUCAUCAUGUUCUUCCAGACCAUUGGCGGCGCCUUCAUGCUGUCGGCCGCCCAGUCCGCCUUUGUCAACCACAUGGUCAACGAGCUGCCCAAGUACGCGCCCUCUGUCAACCCCAUGCAGGUCAUUGCCACGGGCGCCACCGAGCUGUGGACGACCUUCCCGCCGGACGUGCUGCCCGGUGUGCUCCGGGCGUACAUGUCCGGUCUCAAGAUCUCCUUUGCCAUUGCCAUUGCCGGUGUGGGCUCGGCCUUUGUCGUCAGUCUGGCCAGCAGCUGGAAGCGCAUCAACCCGGAUGCCCUGAUGAACGCCGGCGCUGCGUAG